This is a messenger RNA of Mauremys reevesii (Reeves's turtle), 318 nucleotides long. Its product is annotated as craniofacial development protein 2-like. The record is from RefSeq and is a predicted model, not a curated record. Gene Ontology annotation, biological process: chromatin remodeling. Gene Ontology annotation, cellular component: nucleus. Lineage: Eukaryota; Metazoa; Chordata; Testudines; Geoemydidae. The coding region runs from base 1 to 318 and encodes 105 amino acids. The transcript has a single exon.
AUGAAUGUUGUUCAGUGCUACGCUCCAACCAAUGACAGUGAAGAGGAGGACAAAGACUACUUUUACAACAGACUCCUGAAAAUAUUAGAGACUCUCCCAGACAAAGACAUUACCAUCCUUAUGGGAGACUUUAAUGCCAAAAUUGGACCUGAUAACACAGGAUACGAACAAGUCAUGGGGACCCACGCUCUGGGAGAGAUGAGUGAGAAUGGAGAGAGAUUUGUGGAUCUGUGUGCACUUAACAACCUGGUCAUAGGAGGCAGCAUCUUUCCUCACAAGCGGAUCCACAAGAGUACCUGGGUACGCCAGCAGGCAUGA